This is a messenger RNA of Paramecium sonneborni, 619 nucleotides long. The record is from the annotation of a GenBank genome assembly. NCBI's taxonomy places the organism in Eukaryota, Ciliophora, Oligohymenophorea, Peniculida, Parameciidae.
AUGAGAGAUUAAUUCUAACAAAACUAAAUCAUAGAAGAAUUAUAAAACAUAUUUUGUGCAUUCUAAUCAAUAAUAUAUAUUAAAUUAUCUCCAGAAAUCUAAAUUUUACUUUGUAUUUAAUUAUUGUCCUUGUGUGGAGAAUUGUAUUCCUAUUUGAGAAAGUAAAAUAGAUUUAUUGAAAAAAGGUGAAAUGGUUAUUUAUUCAAAUUUUAGAAAGAUUAUAAUAUUUUUCAUUCUUAAAACAUUAUUUAUAUAGAUAUAAAGCUAGAAAAUAUAUUGAUUAUUUAAGAUGGCUAUCCAAAUUCGUUGAUUUUGUACUUAGUAAAAUAAUUAAUAAUAAAAAUCAUUAAAUUAUUGUACAUUUGGCACCAAAAAUGGUAGAAUAUAAUUAUACUUAAGAUUAUUAUUAAUUAGGUGUGAUAUUUUAUGGAAUGAUAGUUGGUAUUCCACCAUUUUAUGUAAAAACUAGAUCGGAUAUGAUUAAGAAUAUCUUUUAAAAAUCUAAAAUUUCUUUCAAAACAAAUUAUAAAAUUUUAUUAUUAAAUUAUGUAAUUAAGACAAAACAAAGAAAUUAUAUGAGAAAUGUAAAUAUAUAUAAUUGUAUUUGUAGAAAUCAUGA